Prinia subflava (tawny-flanked prinia) is the source of this 2012-nucleotide messenger RNA. It is a transcript of the gene LIPC, whose product is annotated as lipase C, hepatic type. The transcript has 8 exons. Gene Ontology annotation, molecular function: lipoprotein lipase activity; apolipoprotein binding. Lineage: Eukaryota; Metazoa; Chordata; Aves; Passeriformes; Cisticolidae. Gene Ontology annotation, biological process: triglyceride catabolic process; fatty acid biosynthetic process. The record is from RefSeq and is a predicted model, not a curated record. Bases 107 to 1543 code for a protein of 478 amino acids.
UGGAACAAGAAACAAUGAGACAUAGGAAAAGUUCCGAGCUUACUCAUUUACUGUUUUACAAACUGUGCUCACUAGUAACUUCUUCAGGUUUUCAUUCCUUCCUAUUAUGACUGUUGUCACAAAUUUCCUUUCAGAGGCACUGGGAUCACAGAGUGAACACACUACAACAAUGAAAGAUCAGCAACACUUAAAAACCAAAUUUCGACUCUAUACAGAUACAGCUGAGGGCAGCUGCCAGAUUUUUGUUAAUCAGUUGGAGACUCUUGACAAAUGCAGUUUCAAUGCCUCUCUUCCUCUGGUGAUGAUAGUCCAUGGCUGGUCGGUGGAUGGGAUAUUAGAGAGCUGGAUUUGGAAAAUGGCAGCAGCUCUGAAGGCUCAGCGUAACCAAAUGAACGUGGUCAUUGCAGACUGGCUGACGCUGGCUCACCAGCACUACCCCAUUGCCGUGUGGAACACGCGCACCACAGGACGGGAGAUUGCUCAGUUCCUGCAGUGGCUGGAGGAAUCCAUUCAGUUUUCCAGAAGCAAUGUUCAUCUAAUUGGGUACAGCCUAGGAGCUCAUGUUUCAGGAUUUGCUGGAAGUUUUAUCCAUGGUACAAAAAAGAUUGGAAGAAUUACAGGCCUUGACCCCGCUGGUCCCUUGUUUGAGGGAAUGUCACCAACAGACCGUCUAUCUCCAGAUGAUGCAAACUUUGUAGAUGCGAUUCACACCUUCACCAAGCAGCACAUGGGCCUCAGUGUCGGCAUCAAGCAGCCCGUGGCUCACUUUGACUUCUACCCCAACGGAGGCACCUUCCAGCCCGGCUGCCACAUCCUGCACGUGUACAACCACAUCGCACAGUUUGGCAUCACUGGCAUCACUCAAACUGUGAAAUGUGCCCAUGAGAGGUCAGUUCAUUUGUUCAUUGACUCUCUGCUGCACAAGGACAAGCAAAGCACGGCUUACUGGUGCAACGACAUCAACACUUUCAACAAAGGACUCUGCCUCAGCUGUAAGAAGAACCGGUGUAACACCCUGGGCUACAACAUCAGGGAGGAAAGGUUGCCCAAAAGCAGACGGCUCUUUCUGAAAACAAGAGCACGUAUGCCCUUCAAAGUGUAUCAUUAUCAGUUCAAGAUCCACAUUAUCAAUGAAAUCCCAGGCAAGGCAAUAGACCCAGCCUUCACCAUGUCACUGGCAGGGACUAAGGAGGAUGCUAAAAACCUGCAUAUCCCACUAGUUGAAGGUAUUAUUGGGAAUCAAACCUACUCCUUUCUCAUCACCCUGGACACUGAUAUCGGUGACCUCAUAAUGAUCAAGUUGAAAUGGGAAGGAGCUCCAGUUUGGGAAAAUAUCUGGGACACAUUCCAAACCAUAAUACCAUGGACAAAAGGCACCCGUCGGCCAGGCCUUAUAGUGAAGGCAAUAAGAGUGAAAGCAGGGGAAACACAGCAAAAAAGUACAUUCUGCCCCCAAAGCAUUGACAACAUUCACCUUCAUCCAUCCCAAGUGAAGACAUUUGUGAGAUGUGAAGAUCGCUUCCAGAAAGAAUACAGAAAAUGAGCAAGAACACAAAAAGACAACUCCUCACCACAAUAUUCAAAAUAUGAUACAUCUAGUCAAAUGUUUUAAAAAUUCAUAGCUGCAUCAAAUAUCCUAGCAGUUUCAGAGAUGGUGAAAAAAUACAUUAAGAUAUUUAGUUUUCAUCAUCCAACAGUAAGCUGAAAUAUGCUCUUUGAUCAUCUAGGAGCAUACUCUGAAAAUGGUCAGUGAGCAGUUUCAUCAAGGCAACUGUCAAUUUUCAACUGUUUAAAAUCUGAAAAAACAUCUGCUCACCAGAAAUAAAAAUAUUGUUUGACAAAAUCAUCACUGUAACCUGUGAAAAACUGAAUUUUGGUGGAUUUAAGGGAAAAAAAGAAAAUUUGUUUCCCUGUAAAUACUUUGAAAUGUUAAAUAGCUACACCUAUCAGUUAAAACUUUUCCAAAUUAUUUCCUAAUGAAGGCAGAGUUAAAUAGUUCUCAAAAGAAAAUA